Molecule: messenger RNA, 2775 nt
Organism: Gaeumannomyces tritici R3-111a-1
Lineage: Eukaryota; Fungi; Ascomycota; Sordariomycetes; Magnaporthales; Magnaporthaceae
Product: ATPase
Exons: 1
Coding region: 212-2587 (791 amino acids)
Cellular component (GO): cytoplasm
Molecular function (GO): ATP hydrolysis activity; ATP binding
Source: RefSeq, a predicted model, not a curated record
GAAAGCCCCACGGCACUAUCCACAACGUCGAAUUAAUCACAGCGAUUUCGUCGCGAGGCUGAUGAGCAGUAGCAGUGCAAACGGAGAGUGCAGGCAAACUUUUGCGGCAUAGUUGGGUGCCCCUUCCCGUUCAAGAAAUAGGGUAUAGCUGGUAGGGGUCCAAUUCCCACCCCUCCCAUCUCUUGUAGAUGGGCCUCACCCUCCUGCACAAAUGGCAGUCAAGCAGUUUAUCGAGAUUAAAUUCAGGCCUGCCACGGCCGACAAGGCCACUUCUGCAUCCGGACCUUCAACCCUCAAAGGGGCCUCCCGCGUGCAGAUCCGCAAGGACUCCCUGAUCGAGUUGACAGGGAGCGUCGAGAACGGCCGGCUCUGCUACAUCGAAAGGAUCGUGCCCGAGGGCUCUGCCACUGACGGCCCCGCCCCGACGAGGAGGGAGGCCGUGUUAUGGCUGACCCCUGACCCCAACCUCGGCCGUGCCGUCGCAAAGGUCUCCCGCUCGUUCCAGGAGGCGGCUGGCCUGAAUUACACCGACACCUACCGCAUCAUCGCCGCCGAGUCCGCCCCCGAGGCCGCCAAAGAUGUCGUCUUUGAGGAGAUCACGCCUGUGGACUCGGCCCCGCCCAUCCAGGACAAGUGGAUGGCGUCCUGGGUCGCCAACCUCAAGGCCGAGCUCGACAUCCUCGACCUCGUCUUUCCAGGCAUGGUGCUCAAGGACAUCACUUUCAUGAGGCAGAAGCGGACCUUUGUCUUGCGCUCCGUCAACGGGCUCGAGCACAACGACUGCUGUGUCGUACCCGAGACGAGCUGCGCCAUCGUCACCAGCGCCGAGGCCGCAGCAGAAGCCGCGGCAGCCCUCCUACCACCCCCAGACCUCCAGGUCGCCGCGAUCGAGGGCCUGGAGGAGCAGGUCCGGGAGCUCAACUGCGCCCUGGAGCUCCUCAGCGGGCGGUUCAGCGCCUCGAUGGGGACGGCGGGCCUGGUCCUGCACGGCGGCGCCGGCACCGGCAAGAGCACGGUCCUGGACCGCAUCGCCGCCACGGGCUGGGGCACCGUCCACCGCAUCCGGCCUACAGACAAGAGCAGCGCCAUCGCCGACGUCUUCAAGGCGUGCCGCGCCCAGCCGCGCGGCCUCGUCCUUAUCGACGACCUGGACAAGCUGAUCGACAAGGAACGCGCGAACCGGUCCACCGUCGUCAACGCGCUCGCCGAGGGCCUCGAUGCUCUCAGCGCGGACAUGAGCAAUGAUAACGAGAAAGCCCCGCUCGUCGUCGUCGUUGCCGUCUGCCGCGAUUAUCUCACCAGCAUUCCCGAAGAGCUCCGCUACAACGGACGCCUCGAAUGGGCGGUGCUGCUGCCCCCUCUAGACGCCAACAGACGCCGUGCCAUCAUCUCGGCCCUUACCAGCAAGACCAUCCACGCAGACGCACGCCCGGACGUGGUGUCUAGUCUCAGUGAGCGCACACAUGCAUACAACGGUCGCGAUCUCCAGAAGCUGCUGCGCCGGGUGGCGGGUCUGACGCUCGAGAAGAUGAAACUCGGCGGACUUGCUGGCUCACCUACACCCGACGCGGCCGUGACCGGGGAUCCAACCAGAAAGCCGGAGGACGAGCGUGACCAACAGCCGUCACAGUCGCCGCCCCCCGAGCCACCCCGGGGCCCGGCCUUCUACCGCGACGUGGUCGAGACGGCGCUCCUCAAGGUGCGCCCCACGGCCAUGCAGGACGUCAACCUCAAGCCCCCUCCCGUGCGGUGGGACGACAUCAGCGGGCAGGACGCGGUCAAGGAGGAGCUCCGGUUCGCCGUCGGCGUGCUCACCAUGCCGCCCGACGACCUCGCCGAGCACAUCGGCGCGCCCCCCAAGGGCUUCCUCCUCUACGGCCCGCCCGGCUGCUCAAAGACCAUGACGGCCCAGGCCGUGGCGACCGAGUGCGGCCUCAACUUCUUCGCCGUCAAGGGCGCCGAGCUGCUAAACAUGUACGUGGGCGAGUCUGAGCGCCAGGUCCGCGACCUCUUCGCCCGCGCCCGCGCCGCCGCCCCGAGCAUGAUAUUUUUCGACGAGAUCGACUCCAUCGCCGGCUCCCGCAAAGGCUUCGGGGACGGUUCGUCAUCGUCGUCAGGCGGCAGCGGCCUCAACGUCCUGACGACGCUCCUCAACGAGAUGGACGGCUUCGAGGACCUGCGCGGCGUCCUGGUGCUCGCCGCCACCAACCGGCCCCAGUCGCUCGACCCGGCCAUCAUGCGUCCCGGCCGCUUCGACGAGAUCGUCUACGUGCCCCCGCCCGACGCCGCCGCCCGCGAGUCCAUCCUGCGCCGCGCCCUCGCGCCCCGCCGCCUGGCCCCCGGCACCGACUUUGCCCGCCUCGUCGCCCUGUCCGAAGGGAACUCGGGCGCCGAGGUCGUCGGCGCCUGCCGCAACGCGGGCAAGCUGUCGCUCCGGCGGAGACAGAAGCUGCGGGAGGGCGGCGGUGAUGAUGGGUACGAGGGAAUAUCGAUGCAGGAUUUGGAGACGUCCAUCGCGAGCCAGCGGAAGCUCAUCACGGCAGAUAUGCUGCAGGCGUAUGCUGACUGGGAGAGACAGUUUCGGUAGGUCGUGUUUGCUGGGUUUGUUUGAUUUUGCUGCGUUGGGACAAAAAAAUACGGGAGUUGGAGGAUUCAUCAUGUCUUUUAUACCACCAUUGGAAGAACCAAAGAGAUUAUCCGUGAUGAUGUGAAUUCGGCCACUAUAAAACUCUAGUGACCUCGAGCAAUGGAAAGAACAAGAGAUGUUAUACAAUA